AUGCUGCGGCUUGUGCAUUCCUUUAGCCAGCAUAUGCAUAAACCACCAGUCAAUUUUCCCAUCUCUCCAUUCCAUUUUUCUAGCCUUUUUCCCCUUUUUCGUAACACUCCCAACUCCAAGAACUCCUGCGCUCCCCUGUCCGUCAACUGGAAUUUCCGUCCCGACCCCUGCCCCAAGCCUCUCUUCUGGAAUUUCUAUCACGAACAACAUUUGUACAACCUGCCCGAUGCUGACGUCAAAGCUGAAGACCCAUCAUCAUGCAACGUCGUGAAGCUCCUCUGCAGCUUUGGCGGCAAGCUCAUCCCCCGUGGCCAUGACGACAGAAACCUGCACUAUGUUGGCGGACAAAGAAAGAUUAUUGCCGUCCCCCAUGAUAUCACAUUUCAGGAAUUUUAUUGCAAGAUGGAGAAAAUCUAUGGAGGCCCUGUUCGCAUUUGCUAUCAGCUUCCUGGUCAAAAUUUAGACAUACUUGUCUCAAUUCACACUGCUGAGGAUUUGGAGCACAUGAUGGACGAAUUUGACUCUCUCUCAAAAAACUCCAAUCAUAAAUCUGCAAAGCUUCGAAUUUUUCUCCUCCCCCCAUUCGACCCGGAGCCCCCUUCUGCUACUGGGUUAGACAACAUGGCUUCUAACGUUAGCAGGCCGAGUUAUAUCGACACAACCAAUGAAACACUCGCUUUUGAUACAAACACCCGCAAAAGGCUUUCGAAAGACAACAAUAAACACGCUGCCGCCACAAGAAACUCAAAUUUUAGGGGCGAAGUAGUCAUCAAUGAUGCAUGGAAGAAUCAAAAUUUUCGAAUUCGUUCGAAUGUUGUUGGCACAAGAAAUGUAGCCACGCAAACUGAAGAAGACAUAAAAAGGCCUCACUUGCAUCAACAACAACAACAAGGUGAUUCAACCUCGCUCUUCAGUGAUCAAGACCCAUGGAAAAUCUUUGGGUUUCAGCUUUCAAACUUAUAAAGCAACCUACUUAUAAUAUAUUAAGAUCUAAGAUGUAGCUUUAUAUAUAAUAUAAUUAGUGCUUUAGUUAUCUAUAAACUAUGCAUAUUUAUCUUUUUCUUAGCCCAACGGAUUAGUUAU
This is a messenger RNA of Phalaenopsis equestris, 1083 nucleotides long. RefSeq lists its product as uncharacterized. The transcript is spliced from 2 exons. NCBI's taxonomy places the organism in Eukaryota, Viridiplantae, Streptophyta, Magnoliopsida, Asparagales, Orchidaceae. Gene Ontology annotation, molecular function: protein binding. Bases 1 to 963 code for a protein of 320 amino acids. The record is from RefSeq and is a predicted model, not a curated record.